Messenger RNA from Hydatigera taeniaeformis, 810 nucleotides. The record is from the annotation of a GenBank genome assembly. Lineage: Eukaryota; Metazoa; Platyhelminthes; Cestoda; Cyclophyllidea; Taeniidae.
AUGGUUGGUCUAUUGUUCGUCAUUUUCCUCAGGCUGAGUAGUUGUGCGGCUAAUAUUGAAAACACUGGUGAAACGCUACUAGACACCUGUGGAUCAUGCGAUGAAUCAAAGUGUCCACCUAUUACAAUGUGCCCCGUUGGAGAGGUAAAGGACUAUUGUGGCUGUUGCUUGGUCUGUGGUCUGGAGCAAGGCCAUCGAUGCAACACAAGACAGGAGUUGCAUGACAUGUUCGUUGGCAGAAGACGUCACGGCUACUACGGCGCCUGCGGCAAAAACCUUGAGUGCCAGCCUCGAACUGAUGUUGAUGAGGACUCGUUGGGUGAGGAGAACAUUUGCGUAUGUACCAAACCUGGUCGGUUUUGUGCUAGCAACGGGGAAACCUACUCGGCUUGCGAGUUGGAGGCCGUACAAGCAAAGUCGUUUGGUGAAGUGUUCCUCAUCUCCUACGACGAUUGCAAAUCAGAACCGAGGAUUGUAGCUGCAUCUGAGUCACAGCGAGUUCCCGGAGGAAACAAGACAACUUUUUGGUGUGAAAUCAAGGGCUAUCCCCUCCCAACGGUUACGUGGUAUUACUUCGCGCCUGGCGGCUCUUACGAGGCCAUUCUUCUCCCAGGGGAUUCCGAUGAGAUGAGUGUGAGCCUUCGUGGCGCACCACCGGGUCGUCGCAUAAUCUCUCACCUGCAGAUCCGCAGAUUCGACAUCAAAUACGAGGGUAUCUAUCAGUGUUACGUAGAGAACGAUCUUGGAAGUGACCGUCACAACAUUACUGCAAUCUACGCUCCACCGGAGGCUCGACCUCGGGAUCUCUAG